AUGAGUGCCACGAUCAGCCGUGGAGUUACCAGCCAGCUCAGCCAUGGCAUCUCCAGCUCUCAGAAGAAGGCCGAUGCCUCCAAGCUCAUGGUUGCCGGCUUCGAGGGUCUCCGAUCCGGCCGGGCAAUGCCAGGCAAUGUCGCGGCUCAGACCCCUUCCCUGGCUUCAACCGUCGCUAAGGCGGUGUCAGCCGGCAAGGAGGAGGCUGGAUCCGCCAAGGGAAUGGUCAAGUGCGAGGUGGAGCCUGGAAUGAAGCUCGUCUUCGUGUCGGCUGAGGUCGCUCCCUGGAGCAAGACUGGCGGUCUUGGCGACGUGUUGGGUGGUCUGCCUCCUGCUCUUGCGGCCCGCGGUCACCGUGUGAUGACUGUUUCCCCUCGCUACGACCAGUACAAGGAUGCCUGGGACACUGACGUCACCCUUGACGUGAAGGUUGGCAACCGCGUGGAGACGGUCCGCUUCUUCCACUGCUACAAGCGCGGCGUGGACCGCGUAUUCAUCGACCACCCGCUCUUCCUCGCCAAGGUCUACGGCAAGACCGGCAGUAAGGUCUACGGCCCCGUCGCCGGAACCGACUAUCAAGACAACCAGCUCCGCUUCAGCCUCUUCUGCCAGGCCGCUAUUGAGGCCCCGCGGAUCCUGAACCUGAACAACAGCGAGUACUACUCGGGGCCCUAUGGCGAGGAUGUGGUGUUCGUAGCCAACGACUGGCACAGCGCGCUCGUGCCGUGCUACCUGCGGGCGUUCUACAAGCCGUACAACCAGUUCUCCAGCGCGAAGGUGGCCUUCUGCACGCACAACAUCGCGUACCAGGGGCGCUUCCCCAUCGACGACUUCAACCUGCUCAACCUCCCCGAGGGCUUCCGCGACUCGUUCGCCUUCUACGACGAGUCCGACAAGCCCGUGAAGGGCCCCAAGAUCAACUGGCUCAAGGCUGGUUUUCAGGAGGCGGAUCUGGUGCUCACUGUGAGCCCGAACUACGCUGCGGAGUUGAAGUCCGGGCCGGCCAAGGGUGUUGAGCUGGACGAUGUCAUCCGGGAGGUGGGGUGCCGCGGGAUUGUGAACGGGAUGGACACCACGGAGUGGGACUCGAGCGAGGACAAGUACCUCGACACGCCCUAUGACAUCUCCAACGUCCUGGAGGUCAAGCCGCUCCUCAAGGAGUCCCUCCAAGCCGAGGUGGGUCUGCCCGUGCGCCCAGACGUGCCGCUCUUCGCCUUCAUCGGGCGCCUGGAGGAGCAGAAGGGCUCCGACAUCCUCUCCGCCGCCCUCCCGGAAAUUCUCAAGGAGGACGUGCAGGUGAUCGUGCUGGGCACGGGCAAGAAGUACUUGGAGAAGCAGCUCGAGCAGCUCGAGGUGAAAUACCCGGACAAGGCGCGCGGCGUCGUCAAGUUCAACGUGCCGCUCGCGCAUCUCAUGACUGCUGGCGCGGAUUUCAUGCUCGUGCCGUCGCGCUUCGAGCCCUGCGGGCUGAUUCAGCUGCACGCCAUGCGUUACGGCACCGUGCCAGUGGUGGCCUCCACGGGCGGUCUUGUUGACACAGUCAAGGAUGGCGUGACAGGGUUCCAAAUUGGCGAGUUCAACGUCGACUGCGAGGAGGUGUUCCCAGAGGACAUGGCGUCACUGACGGCGGGAGUGAAGAGGGCAGCCAAGGUGUACGGCACACCAGCCUUCGACCAAAUGAUCCUCAACGGCAUGGCUCAGGACCUCUCCUGGAAGGGCCCCGCCAAGGAAUGGGAAGCGACCCUAUUGGAGCUGCAGGUCAGCGGAUCAUCAGCAGGGACUGCUGAUGGGGAGGAGAUUGCACCCAAGGCCAAGGCCAACAUUGCUGCUCCUUGA
Closterium sp. NIES-65 is the source of this 1836-nucleotide messenger RNA. The record is from the annotation of a GenBank genome assembly. NCBI's taxonomy places the organism in Eukaryota, Viridiplantae, Streptophyta, Zygnematophyceae, Desmidiales, Closteriaceae.